CCUUCAGCCUCCAGCCAUUUCCGAACCGCAGAAACUUUAGGUCUGGGGCAGGUUCGGGACGAGGAACUUCUUCACUGGGGCAUUCUCCAGCCUAGUUCUCUCUUCAACUGCACAGGCCUCUCGCCUCAGCUCUGCGUUAGCCUCGAUCCUCUUCAACUCUGCAUCAUGGCUCCCAAGAGGGGUACCCUCAAGACUCCGGUCGCAGCCCCCGCGCUGAAGAAGCAGGCUCCAGUGAAGACUGUGAAUCCUCUGUUCGAGAAGAGGCCGAAGCAGUUCGGUAUAGGAGGGGCCAUACCGCCUAAGCGAGAUCUUCACAGAUUCGUGAAAUGGCCCAAGUAUGUGCGUAUUCAGCGCCAGCGACGUGUGCUGAACCAGCGGUUGAAGGUCCCUCCCGCCUUGAACCAGUUCACGAAAACCCUGGAUAAGAACCUCGCCACCAGCUUGUUCAAGCUGUUGUUGAAGUAUCGACCCGAAGACAGGGCCGCCAAGAAGGAACGCCUCCUGAACAAGGCCAAGGCUGAGGCUGAGGGUAAGACUCUGGAGUCUAAGAAGCCCAUUGUUGUGAAAUACGGAAUCAACCACAUCACAUACCUUAUUGAGCAGAACAAGGCUCAGCUUGUGGUGAUUGCCCACGACGUUGACCCAAUUGAACUGGUGGUGUGGUUACCCGCGCUUUGCCGCAAGAUGGGUGUGCCAUACUGCAUCGUGAAGGGCAAGUCGCGCCUGGGGCAGAUAGUUCACGCGAAGACCGCUACAGCUUUGUGUUUGACCUCGGUGAAGAACGAGGACAAACACGAAUUCUCCAAGAUCAUUGAAGCCGUGAAGGCCAACUUCAAUGAGAAGUACGAUGAGCACAGGAGGCAUUGGGGCGGUGGUAUUAUGGGCGUUAAGUCUCAGGCCAAAACUAAGAUCAGAGAACGUGUUCUUGCUAAGGAGGCUGCCCAGAGAGCAAGUUAGGCAUUUUGGUGUUUGGAUUGUUCUGUUAAUGAGGACCAUGAUGUUUUCUAGGGGUAGGGAGAUUUGUUAACAUACCAACUGGAACAUGAGACUAUCAUUCAUCCCAUGCAAUCUGUGAUCUGAUGUGCAAGGACCCAAUGAAUUGUUGCAUAAAGCAGUUGGUGGGACAACUCCGAGCACCAUGUUGACAUAUUGUGUGCCACGUCACCGGCCUAAUUUACUCGAUUUUAAUUGUGGUACA
Molecule: messenger RNA, 1198 nt
Organism: Physcomitrium patens
Lineage: Eukaryota; Viridiplantae; Streptophyta; Bryopsida; Funariales; Funariaceae
Product: large ribosomal subunit protein eL8y
Biological process (GO): ribosome biogenesis
Cellular component (GO): ribonucleoprotein complex
Molecular function (GO): RNA binding
Source: RefSeq, a predicted model, not a curated record